AGCACAGGUUACACGUGUGGUUCGACAGCGAAUAUGCUUAGGUCAUUACGUUUUAGUUAUAGCCAAUUCAGACCUUUUUUAUGCUAAACGUUCAGUAUAGCUAAUAUAUCAUUUUACUUUUAAAGGUAAAUAUUAAGCAGUUUAAUAAAAACUAAACUGAGUGUAUAAAAUGUUGGAUCACGAGAAGGAAUCAAACUUAACAGUGGAAGGUGUUGCUUCGCCAAAUACAAGUUUUUCAAAUUCGAAAAAGUCUGUCAAAUCGUUUCGUAUUGCAGAUCUUCUGCUUUUGAGCCCAAAAUCAAGGACUUCUAGUUCACAAAAUAUCAAUGAGACAGAUUCAGGGAGUCCUAACAGUCGUGGAAAGAUUCCAACUUCAAGUUCGAUCGGGAAUCUUUCCACCUGUACUUUUGGUUCUGAUACGACGCAAAACUCGUCGCUAGGUUGUGUUUCCAGCUCCAGCGACCGUUCUUUUUUCGCCAGUGAACGACGUAGUUCGGAAAAUGAAGCAUUGAAUCGGCAAUGCUUUCAACAAAAAGUAAACCAAAACCAAAAUGGCGGCGCCUAUGAUGCUCAAGCUCUAAACCAGUUGCCUUUGGAAACCAAAGCGCUCGCUCAGAUGACAUCAAUAAAUGGAAGAAACUUCGUUCCUCGUUCUUUAGAUUUCUCCAGAAAUUCUUCUGCUUCGGUAAAUGAUAAUGAAAACAACUUCAAAAAAGUGAUCAACAGGUUAACCCAUGAAUCCCGGGACAGCCGGCAGUGUUCUAAACCUGCGCUCCCUCAUGGUCUACUGCAGCUUCCAACACAUUUGUCUCAAACACCAAGCAUGAUGUACCCGCCGUCUUUUCUUACAAACCCCCUAUUCAACGACUCGAGCAACGUUUUCAAAUAUCUUCAACUGCAAAAUUUAUUUUCAAGUUCAUCCAGCAACGCCUCGGCAUCCGUUUUAUCAUCGAUAUUGGCGAACCAACUUCGCAGAGGAUUCCAAAGCAGCGCAAUGCACAGUAGUGAAGCUGAAGUUCGAUUGCGAAUGAAUGGGCCAAUGCUUCACCAAGAUUCAAUUGUAAUGGGACAAAGCCGGAGACGCAAGGCCAGAACUGUUUUCACUGAUCAACAGCUAUCUGGUCUGGAACGACGAUUCGAAUCCCAAAAGUAUUUGUCCACGCCUGAAAGGGUUGAUCUUGCCAAUGCACUGGAGCUUACUGAAACCCAGGUAAAAACAUGGUUCCAAAACCGGCGCAUGAAAUUUAAGAAACAGGUUCGCUGCGGCAAAGGUGACGAUGGUACACAAGAAUCGACAGACGAGGACAGUGAUGUGGCCUACAGUCGCACCUGUCCAAUAACAGAAACAGAAAAAUCAAAUGACUUUGAAAUGGCAGAUAUUCUGGAGCCGUCACCGUCACGCUGCAACUUAUAUAAUCGCCCAGCAUCUGGCUUGUCCAUUUCAACAUUAUUUCAAUAAUAUGCUUAGGUUGAAGUGGGCACCGAAUUUUCUCGGACGAUGGGCCCUAUACCCGUUGUAUUUCUUCCAGUGUACAAGUGUGUUCCAAUUUGUAAGAUGAAUAUUUCUAUCGUAAAUCUUGUAUUGCCGUCAUCACUGCACCUUUACUUUAUAGUUACACUUAUACACGACCUAAUAUAAA
This is a messenger RNA of Ciona intestinalis (vase tunicate), 1640 nucleotides long. RefSeq lists its product as uncharacterized. Lineage: Eukaryota; Metazoa; Chordata; Ascidiacea; Phlebobranchia; Cionidae. The record is from RefSeq and is a predicted model, not a curated record. Gene Ontology annotation, biological process: regulation of DNA-templated transcription. Gene Ontology annotation, molecular function: DNA-binding transcription factor activity, RNA polymerase II-specific; DNA binding.